This is a messenger RNA of Neomonachus schauinslandi (Hawaiian monk seal), 1472 nucleotides long. It is a transcript of the gene JPT2, whose product is annotated as Jupiter microtubule associated homolog 2. The record is from RefSeq and is a predicted model, not a curated record. Lineage: Eukaryota; Metazoa; Chordata; Mammalia; Carnivora; Phocidae. The transcript is spliced from 5 exons. Gene Ontology annotation, cellular component: nucleus. Bases 55 to 627 code for a protein of 190 amino acids.
GGGCGGGCGGAAACCUCGGUGCGGCGGGCGAGGAGGCGCCUGGCGGCGGGCGACAUGUUCCAGGCCCCGGAGAGCGACGGCGGCCGGGCGGGCUCCAGGGCCAUGAAGCCCCCGGGAGGAGAGGCCAGCAAUCUUUUUGGAAGUCCAGAAGAAGCUGCUCCGUCAAGCAGGCCCAAUAGAAUGGCAUCUAAUAUUUUUGGACCAACCGAAGAGCCUCAGAACAUCCCUAAAAGGACCAAUCCUCCAGGGGGGAAAGGAAGCGGUAUCUUUGACGAAUCCACACCUGUGCAGACUCGACAGCGUCUGAACCCACCUGGCGGGAAGACCAGUGACAUUUUUGGGUCCCCAGUUGCUGCCACUUCACCUUUGGCACACCCAAACAAACCCAAGGACCACGUGUUCUUGUGUGAGGGAGAAGACCCAAAAUCGGCCCCUAAAGCCGCAACGAGCUCGUCGCCCAGAGAAGAGCCCGGUGAGAAGGGAGGCCCUGGAGAAGCGGGCCGCGCCCAGCAGCCGGUGCCCAUGCCCGCGGGGGACAGCCAUGAGCCCAGGUUGGGCCCGAGGCCACGCUCUCAUAACAAAGUCCUCAACCCGCCUGGAGGCAAAUCCAGUAUCUCCUUCUACUAAGAGGGGCUGCUGCUGCGUAGCCAGGCAAGAACCCGGAGAGAUAGGAUUUCAAAUACUAUAGUUUCUUUUAGCCCAAAGGAGCCGGGUGGGGAGAGGGUCUGCUGUGUAUCUGAAGCCGCUGCUCAGGCCCCACUGCCGUCACAGAGCCAGGGGGACCUUACCUCCAGACUGCGGGAGACCUGUCUUGGUGGGGAUAAAACGGGACUCACUGUAACUGCGCAUGUGACGGGACUCAACGAGGGGUAUGGGGGCAGGUGGUGCAAGGCCACACUGAGGCCUGGUGGCGCGGGGCUGCCCACAGCCUCGCCGCACCGGCGCUCUGCUGGCCAACCGGGGGUCUGGGGAUCAUGAACACAGUAGCAGAGUUUAAGUUUAAAGCCUUGGCAAGAAAAUAAGAAACAACCUGUGUGUUGCUGUGGGAUAGACAAGCAAGGCACAGGCCAAAACACUACUGGUGGGGACUGGAGGUCUCUGGCUGGCCCCGCACCCCAUUCACCACGGGACCGUUUCCAUCCCUGGGACUGCCUCUGCAGGCCCCCGGUGCCUCCUUUCCGGUCAGCCCCAGUGUGGUGCUCUGCACGUUUCCUGAGCCACCUCGGUUGCUUGUCCUUGGCAGCUGUCAACAAAAACCAAAAAGUCAUUCUCAGUCUCAUGCUUUAGGGAAAGAUUUUGUGCCCUGAUCCUCUGAGGUGCUCCAUUUCUGCCAUUUAAAAUCUUGGCCAGAUCUUACGUAGGAAUCUCUGCCUUUCAUUCCCAGGCUGGUUUUGCCGUGAAUUGUUCCUUCUUUUCCUGAGUGGCCUCCUGUCUAGGCCUGUGCCCUUCUCCAGGGAUGCAGACACCUCCCU